AUGUCUUCCCCAGGAGAAGAAGUUGACAGACAGCUGUGUAGAGAUGCCAUCUUCCCCAUCCCUGUGGCCUGUUAUGCCCCAUGCCCAAAGGACUGUGUGCUCAGCAUGUGGUCUGCGUGGUCCUCCUGCUCACACACCUGCUCGGGGAAAACCACAGAAGGGAAACAGAUACGAGCACGAUCUAUUCUGGCCUAUGCCGGUGAUGAAGGUGGAGUUCACUGUCCAAAUAGCAGUGCUCUACAAGAGGUACGCAGCUGUAAUGAGCAUCCCUGUACUGUGUACCACUGGCAGACUGGCCCCUGGGGCCAGUGCAUCGAGGACACUUCCGUAUCGUCCUUCAACACAACUACAACUUGGAAUGGGGAGGCCUCUUGCUCCGUGGGCAUGCAGACGAGAAAAGUCAUCUGUGUGCGGGUCAAUGUGGGCCAAGUGGGACCAAAAAAGUGUCCUGAAAGCCUUCGACCUGAAACAGUGAGACCCUGUCUGCUUCCUUGUAGGAAGGACUGUAUUGUGACACCAUAUAGUGACUGGACAUCGUGCCCCUCCUCAUGUAAAGAAGGGGACUCCGGAGUCAAGAAGCAGGCUAGGCACCGGGUCAUCAUUCAGCUGCCAGCCAAUGGAGGCAGGGACUGCACGGACCCGCUCUACGAAGAGAGAGCCUGUGAGGCCCCUCAAGUGUGCCAGAGCUACAGGUGGAAGACUCACAAAUGGCGCAGGUGCCAGUUAGUCCCUUGGAGUGUGCAACAGGACAGCCCUGGAGCCCAGGAGGGCUGUGGGCCCGGACGACAGGCAAGAGGUGAGAGGCCCCAUCCCACAGCCGAUCGAUUUGCUUUUCAUUCUUCAACGUCGCUAACUUAACCACU
Molecule: messenger RNA, 863 nt
Organism: Herpailurus yagouaroundi (jaguarundi)
Lineage: Eukaryota; Metazoa; Chordata; Mammalia; Carnivora; Felidae
Product: thrombospondin type-1 domain-containing protein 7A-like
Exons: 5
Coding region: 1-858 (285 amino acids)
Biological process (GO): actin cytoskeleton organization
Cellular component (GO): plasma membrane
Source: RefSeq, a predicted model, not a curated record